Messenger RNA from Rotaria socialis, 1353 nucleotides. The record is from the annotation of a GenBank genome assembly. Lineage: Eukaryota; Metazoa; Rotifera; Eurotatoria; Philodinida; Philodinidae.
AUGACAUCACUUACGCCAAAGCAAUCUCCAGUUGAAUCUUGGGAUCGUUUACCAUCAGAUUGGCAUAAUGAUGAACGUAUGGAUGCAUUAUUUGCAUUUUUUAAAGAUCGUGAAUUGAAUCCUGUUCAUUAUGAUGCGAAAAUGAAAUUUUGGAGUGAAACAAUAAUAAAUUAUUGUGAAGAUCAUGGUAUUUUACAAAUUGAUAUUUCGACGAUCGUUUCACGUUUUCGUCGUAAAGGAAAAACUUCUAAAUGUUUGGAUAAAAUAUUUGAAGAACUGAUAAAACAACGCCGCCUUAUAUCAACAAAUGAUUAUACCUAUUCACAACAAUCAUCAUGGGUAUCGUGGACAUUUAAUAAAUUAACAAGUCCACUGACUAGUUUGAUGUCGACAAAAAUACCAGUCGAUCAAGAUAUUUUUGUUAUCAAAGAACUUGUUGAUAAAAAAGCGCAACAAGUAAUUGAAUCUUUACAAUCACACGUUUGUGUAGCAACAUUUGAUUGUGUUAUUUCAUAUGGUUCAUUUAUUGAUGCAUGCCGUCGAUGUGCAUUAAUUGAUGAAAAUUCAAUUAAUUUAAUUAUAUCAACAUUAGUACGAGAUAAAAAGAUUUUAAUCGAUUAUGUUGGAGAAACGAAAAAUGUUAAAGUUGUUAAAUUUAUUGCACCAGGAACCCCAACUGUUCGACCAAUCACUGAAAUAGAAAACAGUGUGCUUUUAUUACGCCAUUCAAAAGAUCGUUUAGAAGAACAAUUGAAAAAAUCUGAUGAGCAAAUGGAAGGAUUACUGACUGAUAUUCGUCGUCAUUUGAAAAAUAGUAAUCGUACAGCAGCUAUGAAAUUAUUACGUAAGAAAAAAAUUCUUGAACGUGAAUAUGAAAAAAAAGAUCGUACUGUGGAACAUCUCAAUACUGUUUUAACACAAAUCGAACAAACAGAUUGUUCAUCAUUGGUGAUCAAUGCUUAUUCGUCGGGUGUUCAAGCUCAUAAAGAAUUAUUACGUAAAAAUGGUCUAACACCAGACGCAGUUGAAGAUAUGAUUGAUGAAGUACAUGAUAUGCUUGAUACACAAAAUGAAAUAGAUGAUGCAAUAACUCGACCAUUAGCUAAUGACACAACUGAUAUGACAGAAUUGGAAAUUGAACUUGAAGAAUUAUUAAGGCAACCAAUACCACCAACACCAGCAGUAACUACUGUUCCAAAUGCUAAUGAUAUAAGUAACAUAUCCAUACCUAAUGAAGCUAUUAAAAUACCUGAAGAAGACCCAUUUGCUGAUCUUGAAUUACGUCUUCAAAAAUUAGGUGUUAAAGAACCUACACCUAAUAAACUAGCUGACGUAGCAUCAUCAAGUCAUUAA